AUGAACUACAACAUACAAAGUGCUGUACCGGGUACAACACAAUUCAGAACACACAGACAGAGGUAUACGUACCUGGGAGUAGAGAUUUCGAAGGAGUGCUCAUGGGACGCACUCAUAGCAAAGUUGAUUGGGAAGGGUAAAGCUCAGAUAGGCAAGAUGGACGAGAUCCUUACGGACCCACACCUAGACACUAGGAUUAAGAGGUGUGUUCUCUUGAAUGUGAUUGUACCUAAGCUAGAGUAUGCAGGAGAGGUAUGGGAAGGAUGUUCAAGUACAACGAGCAACACUGUAUUGAGAGCAGAACUGGGAAUGUACUCUCUUAAAACAAAGAGAGACAUGCAAAAGUUGAAUUGGCAGUACAAGUUAAGUAGAAUGUCGGACGAUAGACUACCAGCCAUGGUUGACAAGGCAGCCUGGGGAAAAGCGACUCCAGGGAAGAAAGGAAUCAGAUGGGACAAGGUGGUAGAGAGGGUUUGGAAGGAGAUAGGAGACGAGGAGGAGACAUUGGACACGAAAGGGUUUGGGGGGUUCAAGAAGAAAGUCAAGGAAAUGCUAGAAAGUAGGGAGGAGGCAACCCUUCGGAAGAAGGUACGAAGCGAAGACCACUUGGAGACAUACGGGAAGUUGAAAGAAGGGAUAGGGAUGAAGAGCGAUCUGGACUUGCCAGAACGGAGGAAGAGGUACAGCAGCCGUAGGAGAGAGGAAGAGGAGGAUAGACAGACAUGUCCAUGUGGCAAAUCGGGGGAGAGUAGACCCCAAAUAGUUAGGGAGUGUGAGCUGUACAGGAAGGAAAGAGAGGAUCUCGAGGAGGACAUGAGACAGAGAGGGUGUGACAUGGACAAGUUUGGUAAAUUAGACAACAGCGAAAAAACGAUCGCGGUACUUGGGGAUAGAUGGUGGGCCUACGAGGCCGUAGAGGACGGGGAUAAGAUGUGCAAGAAUUUUUUAUGUAGUUUGUGGCAGAAACGUAAAGAGCUCCCAAAUGUUGGUGGUGUCUCUAGUAGGGGUAGGAACGGUGCUCCGUCUCGAAAGGGACG
Messenger RNA from Ectocarpus sp. CCAP 1310/34, 1037 nucleotides. Lineage: Eukaryota; Phaeophyceae; Ectocarpales; Ectocarpaceae. The record is from the annotation of a GenBank genome assembly.